This is a messenger RNA of Trichomycterus rosablanca, 3773 nucleotides long. It is a transcript of the gene smim19, whose product is annotated as small integral membrane protein 19. Bases 10 to 330 code for a protein of 106 amino acids. The transcript has 3 exons. The record is from RefSeq and is a predicted model, not a curated record. Lineage: Eukaryota; Metazoa; Chordata; Actinopteri; Siluriformes; Trichomycteridae.
UAUUAAGUAAUGGGUGGACUGGGAGUGAUGGCGAAUGAAGAAACAGUGGAUUAUACAGUACAUGAAGCCUGGAAUGAAGCUACUAAUGUUUACCUGCUGGUGAUCCUGGUCAGCUUCGCUCUGCUCAUGUACGCGAGAAAAAAUAAGAGGAAGAUCAUGCGCAUCUUCGCGGUGCCUCCGACGGUCGGAUCUGCUCCUGAACCCAACUUCUACGACAGCAUGCAGAAGAUCCGGCUCAGACAGCAGCUGGAGAUGUAUUCACUGUCCAGGAAGUUUGAUCAGCAGGGUCAGGGUCAGGGACAGGAGUGUGUCCAGCUCUCCAUGGAGUGAAAAACCAGGAACAUCUACUAACAUCUCACACACGAACAGAGGACGACGCUUCAGUUUGAGUAUUUCAGAGAUUUGGGGUCGUGAUGCAUCAUGCAGUGCAGAUUUAUCCUGAUUAUUAAGCGUUUAUGAUUAUUUAUACAGACGAUGCUGCACCAGUAGGUGUCACUAGAGCAGCUUUAAUGGACCUUGAUGUUGAUUCUGCAGCUCUGACACUCAUAAGUUACUACACGUAUUUCUUAAUUUCUUACUACUUUGCCUCCUUGCUAAUACUCCGUUGUUUUAAAUCGUUAAAUUGGUUUGAUGAGGACAGGUUUUGUUCCACAGGUCUGUUUUGAGAAUGUGGGAACACGUCCUUCCAAAAGAUCCUAAACCAUGAGUUAGUCUUAAUUCUCCCACACUUCUGCAUGCAUUGACUAGCCCCCCAGUGGUCCACACUGGAAGAGACCACUCCUCUGAUCAUGUGAUCAGUCAGAAGAACUUUGCAUUACUGUUCCACACGUGCCAAACAUGUUCUCGCCACCCGUGACCCUAUAACGCCCCUCUUUACCAUCACAAAGAUCUUUUAUUUUGGUGUUCCUGGUGUAGAAUUGAGGACCCGCUGUACUGGUUCUGUUUUGUUUGUCUUAUGGAACGUGGUGAGAUGGUAACCGUAGCGUAGCUGUAUCAUACAGGGAGAUUCGCUCGAGAGAGGCCCCGAAUAUUCUGUAGUAACUCUCGCUAGGACGAAGCGAUCUGAACGAAACGACGUGCAACGUGCUCCUCGGGAUAGAGUCAUGUGAAAAAGUUAGGACACCCCAUGAGAACCUUUGUCUUUAUUAACAUAUUUAAACGUACAGACAUUUGUUCUCCACUUGUAAAUGAUUUUCCGGACAGUGAAAUGCCUCAGAGAGUCUUUAUUUUUUUUUAUUUUUUUGCUCUUUUAAUUUUUUCCAUUUUUGUUCAUUACAUUUUACAACUUGUGUUUAAAAGUAAUUUUUGUUUUAUCAUUUUUCAUCCCAGCUUUUCAAUAGGCGCAAGGCACACAGUAACACCGUGGACGGGGCACCAGAUCACAGGGCACACACACACACACACACACACACACACACACACUUUCACCUAUAGGGCAAUUCAGUGUCUCCAAUUAACCUGACUGCAUGUUUUUGGACUGUGGGAGGAAACUGGAGCUCUCAGAGGAGAACAUGCAAAGUCGUAGCCUAGUUAAGCUCGCCGAUACGUUCAGGAACACAAGCGCCACGUCCAAAUGUGUCUGGCAGAAAACGGAGAUCACGUCCAACAUCGCAUGUAAUGCAACCGAUUACACGUACGUCAGGGUAUGUAGGGUAUUGUUUAGGUUCAGAUCGCUUCAUCCUAACGGAAGUUUAGAAUAUUCGGGGCCUCGUUCGAGUGAAUCUCCCUGUAUGAUGCUCCUGUAUCAAGAUACUGGAAACAUCUUCACCCAUUCAUCAGGGUUUCCUUUAUAUGCUCACCUGUUUUCAGUUCCCUAACUGUUCCUCAGAUUGCCAAAAUUGGUGAAUUAGAGUGGUGGCAUCAUGGCACAGGCGCUAGUACUGGAGGUGGCUCGGGGUUGGAUUGGCUGCUUAGUAAGGGUAAGGGUGAAUGAGUAAGUGACAGUGUGCCCUCAGCAUUCCUGAUCGGUUAUUAAAGUCUAUUAUUACACCUCCAUUUGAAGCGCUGAGAGCCUCCUCCUCUCAGGCUGGUCACUGGACAGAGCAGGACCAGGCAGGCUGGGCACAAGGGGGCAUCCCUAUAGCCCCAAAGGUUUACUGCUGUCCUCCUGUGGCCUGAUUUCUGAUGGUUCGAUCCUAUCCUCAAAGAUCCAUAUUAACACGGCUAAACACUUCUGAUGAAACUGAUCAGAUGUUUUGAAGACCAGGACUAACUGAUGAUCAGGAGGAAUCACGUGUUCAAACAAACUCAAAUUCAUUUUUGCGCUUUUGCUGCCACCUUGUGGUCGUUUUAAAAAUCGCCGGUUUGUGGACCAGCAGGUUUCUCUUUCUUUAUUUUUCCUGCUUCCGUUUAAUGAAUGAAUUUAUGUUAGAAUUUGGUUCUAUGGCCAGAAAUAUCAUACUGUGAUGCUAAAUAAUAAGUUAUUUUCCUGAUACACGAUACUUUUCACGAUAUUUUGUCGUGUUGCAGCAAAACGAUGAAGUUACAGCAUGCAAUUAAAAGUUCAGAUCAAUUCAUCGUUUACACUUUAACCUGAUUUACUAACAAAAAUUUUAAUAACAGAAAACAAUAAAAUUGUACAAAAAAAUCACGUUAGUAAAAUAUCACAAUAUUAAAAUAACCAAUUCACCUGCUCUUUUCACUCUCGCAGCUGACAUUCCAAUUCAUCUUAAAGGUGUUCAGUUGUCUGUUCAUGUCUUUAUGGACAGGAAAGGGCCUUCCCCAAACUUGUCAGUUAUAACGUGUAAAGUAAAUUUUAGACACGUUAGCAAACAUCUGAACGGUCAUGUACUUUAGCCAUGUAAUUAAUAUAAAAGUUAGGGCAAGCCGUAGCCUAGUGGUUAAGGCACAGGACUAGUAAUCCAAAGGUUGCUGGUUCAAGCCUCACCACUGCUAGGUUGCUGCUGUUGGGCCCUUGAGCAAGGCCCUUAACCCUCGGUUGUUCAUACUGUAACUGUAAUGUAAGUCGCUUUGGAUAAAGGCGUCUGCUAAAUGGCAAAAAUGUAAAGGUAAAUAAAAGCUACUUUGCUGCCACUCUGUGGUUGUUGUAAGUAUUGCAGGUUUGUGAACUGGCGUUUUUUUCUUUUCUUGUUUUGUUCGUGUUUGAUAAAAUCUCCUGAGGACUGGGUGAUAUGACCAAAAUAUUGUGAUACUUAGAUAAUAAUAUGAUCUGUAUUACAAUAUGUAUAUAAAUAUAAGCGGGCAGAAUGAGGCGUGGUAUCGUGUUGCUGGAAUAAUCACAGAUUACCCAGGGAAAGUCGUCACCUUCAGUGCAGCGUGUCUCUCUAAAAUCCUCAAAACACGCCUCUGUAUCAGUGGUACCUUCACACAUAUGGAAAUCACCCAUGCCGUGGGUGCUGAUGCCCCCCAUACCAGGACACAUGUUGGCUUUUGCACUUAGCAGCUUCUCGUGUUUUUGCACCCGUCUGUGCAGAACCCUCGUGGUUCUGGUUCUGAAAGCAUUCUGAACCGUCCUGGUAAAGCUUCAGCUUUAACCGCUUUAAUCUGGUCACAGCUGAGUAACAGAAAACAAUUAUACCAAAAAAUUACGAUGGUAAAAUAUCACAAUAUUCAAAUUAGGAUUUACUGUAUACUUAUUGCUCAGCAGUAAAUUAAAUGCAUUCUAAUGUGUUUUAAUGAGUCUAUUUUGAAAAUACAAUGUUCAAAUCUACUGUAUAAUAUGUAUUUAUGAACCACAUUUCCCAAAUAGUUGGGACGUCAUGUAAAAUACAAUAAACUGAUUAAAGUAGAAAUAAAAGAUUUCCAAUGUUUCA